ACGACCAACUACAAGCACCAACUAAAACACACACAACACACGCACUAGUUAUGGCACAAAUCAACACUCCCUUGACCUUCGCCGUCCGGAGACGUGCACCGGAGCUCAUCGUACCGGCUGAACCAACACCUCGAGAACUGAAGCCUCUCUCCGACAUUGACGAUCAGGAAGGGCUUMGGUUUCAGAUUCCGGUGAUACAGUUUUAUCGUCGAGAUCCAAAAAUGAGAAAUAAGAAUCCGGCGACUGUGAUCAGGGAGGCUCUGGCUAAGGUACUGGUUUUCUACUAUCCGUUUGCUGGUAGGCUCAAGGAAGGUCCGGCGRGGAAGCUGAUGGUGGAUUGCUCCGGCGACGGUGUGUUGUUUAUUGAGGCGGAGGCGGAUGUGACGUUGAAGCAAUUCGGAGACGCACUUCAGCCUCCGUUUCCUUGCUUGGAAGAACUCCUCUACGAUGUUCCUGGAUCUGGUGGCGUCCUCGAUUCACCAUUGCUACUGAUUCAGGUGACGCGAUUGUUAUGCGGGGGUUUCAUCUUCGCUCUACGACUCAACCACACGAUGAGUGAUGCACCCGGACUCGUACAGUUCAUGACGGGGUUGGGUGAAAUGGCACAGGGCGCAUCAAGACCAUCGACGUUGCCCGUAUGGCAAAGAGAGUUGCUUUUUGCAAGGGACCCACCACUUGUAACAUGCAUUCAUCAUGAGUAUGACGUAGUGGAAGACACCAAAGGUACCAUUAUCGCAUUGGAUGACAUGGCCCAUAGGUCCUUUUUCUUUGGACCAGCAGAGGUGGCAGCCUUUCGUAGGUUUGUUCCAACAAACUUGCAAAAAUGCUCCACCUUUGAGGUGCUGACAGCGUGCCUCUGGCGCUGUCGUACCAUCGCUCUUCAGCCGGAUCCUGAAGAGGAGAUGCGUAUCAUAUGCAUCGUUAACGCACGUGCCAAGUUCGAUCCUCCCCUCCCCAAAGGAUAUUACGGAAACGGUUUCGCCUUCCCUGUUGCCAUUUCCACAGCACGAGACCUAACCAACAAACCAUUAGGCCACGCGUUAGAGCAGGUGAUGAAGGCCAAAAACGACGUCAAUGCAGAGUACAUGAGAUCAUUGGCUGACCUAAUGGUCCUCAAAGGACGACCCCAUUUUGCAGUUGUGCGAAGCUUCCUCGUGUCAGACGUAACCCGUGCCGGAUUCGAUGAAGUCGACUUCGGGUGGGGAAAAGCUGCCUAUGGCGGGCCUGCCAAAGGCGGAGUAGGCGCUAUCCCCGGCGUUGCUAGUUUCUAUAUACCUUUUAUAAACCACAAAGGGGAGUCUGGAAUCGUGGUACCCGUAUGUCUGCCGAGCGCAGCGAUGAAGAUAUUCGUGGAGGAACUAAAUACCAUGUUGAUGCCAAACAAAAAGGCCCAAGUUCGCCAAGAACACGACCAAUUCGCCCUUUCAAGGUUAUAAUUCACACAUUCUGAUUCAACCUGCGAUUAGAAAACACGCUUUUGAGAGGAUUUUGUUUAGAAAAUCGUAUGUGUAUAUGUAUAAUUAAGUGGUUGUGUGAUUGAUUCUCUAAUUUUGUUGUAUUGUAUGGUCUUGUUACUACAUAAUCAAAAUGUUAUUUUGAAUUUCU
This is a messenger RNA of Cynara cardunculus var. scolymus (artichoke), 1605 nucleotides long. Its product is annotated as benzyl alcohol O-benzoyltransferase-like. NCBI's taxonomy places the organism in Eukaryota, Viridiplantae, Streptophyta, Magnoliopsida, Asterales, Asteraceae. The transcript has 2 exons. The record is from RefSeq and is a predicted model, not a curated record. Gene Ontology annotation, molecular function: acyltransferase activity, transferring groups other than amino-acyl groups. Bases 51 to 1436 code for a protein of 461 amino acids.